Messenger RNA from Syngnathus acus (greater pipefish), 1401 nucleotides. RefSeq names its product nuclear factor of kappa light polypeptide gene enhancer in B-cells inhibitor-like 1 (gene nfkbil1). Gene Ontology annotation, biological process: canonical NF-kappaB signal transduction. Gene Ontology annotation, molecular function: protein binding. The record is from RefSeq and is a predicted model, not a curated record. The transcript is spliced from 4 exons. Lineage: Eukaryota; Metazoa; Chordata; Actinopteri; Syngnathiformes; Syngnathidae. The coding region runs from base 126 to 1217 and encodes 363 amino acids.
UAGAAGCCUACUUCCGCCAUCAGCAGCGGAUACCGGAAGUGUCUUGGCGACAUCUUGCUACCAAAUAAGCCAUGACUUGAAAGCUCUUGUUGUUUCUUUAACCGAAUAAAUUAAACACACUCAGUAUGCUGACUAAGACGCAGAAGCGGCUCUGGAAGUAUGUCGAGGAGGGCAACUUCUCCAAACUCAAAUCACACCUGCGGAAGCAUCAAGAUUUGGUCGUGAACUUCUCCCAGGGCAAGAGGCGGAGGAGCCCGCUGCAUCUCGCCUGUCACCUGGGCGACGACGCCGCAGUUCGGCUUCUGCUCAAGCAUGGAGCCGAUGUGCUGCGGGCCAACAGGAAAGGAGACACGGCGCUACACGUCGCCGUAAAUAGAGCUCUUGCACGCGGAAGAACAGCUUAUGACGACCUGGUGGUACCUCUCAGAAAGAGUUGCCCAGAGGCCAUGAACGCCUCAAACAUGGCUGGCGUGACACCACAAGAACUCCUGAAUGGUUUCAAACACUCCGAGUUUCAGCCUUCUAGACCGGGCCCAAGUGUCCGACCUCACGGUGAUAUGGAGAAAGACUGGAUGGAGAAGCUGUUUGGUGAAUGUGAGGACGAGUUCUACGAAACCUUUGGAGUUUAUGACGCAGAUGAUUGGAUGACUGUCGAUGACGACGAGGAAGACUACGGCGACUGGGCCGAACGCAUCAGAAGAGAAUAUUUUUCGAAGAAGCAUGCUGAAGCUCAGAGAUUGGCCUCCUCGUCAUUUAGCGGAAAGAAGAAGAGGGAGAAGAGUAAGCGAGAAGAAGAGGAGCAGAGCUACAAGGAGUUGCACGCCAGGCUGCAAAAGGAACACGAGGAGUAUUUGUCUCGCGCCGCCCGCAAAGAGGAAGAGACUCGGCAAAGCAAGAAACGCCACUACGAGCAAAUGUGCUCGGAUACAUUCCACAGCGAAGGCGGCGCCAAGCUCCUGACCUACGACGACAUCCCCUGGCCGACGCCGCGCGGCACCGUUGAGGAGAUGGUGGACAUCAUGCUGCACGGCGUGGAUCGUAAGGACGCGGUGGCCUUCCGGAAGGCCCUGCGCAAGCAGCAGACGCUGUGGCACCCCGACAAAUUCGCACAGAGGUGCGAAGCUCGGCUGGACGGAAAGGACAAGAAGCGCAUCAUUGACACGGUGACCGCUCUGUCGCAACAACUCAACAAACUGUCUCAGAGCCUGAAGUCCUGACAAAAUUGUCUUCUAUUCAGGAGUUGAAGUGGGUGUUCAAUCCUAGCUCCUGCAGAAUUAUUAUUAUUAGAAGUAAUCUUCUUUUAUAUUUACUUCUUAACUUCAAAUGUUUCUGCCAUUAAAGCUUGAAUAAUGAACGUUGGUGGUGCCAAUAUAAAAUAAUAUAUAUACUUUAGGGCUUUGA